AAACAGAAUAAGCCAAACUUCAACUCUUCCUGUGGUCCCAGGAGACCCAGUGCGUACAGAUAGCCAGCCACAAGUCUAGCUCGCCCAAACAAUAUCCACUGGCUGUAGCUGGUGUAUCGUCUUCAUCUCUUGCUCAAGCAGAUUAGAAUUGGAGGGCUUCUAUGCAGCACCAAGCAGGAAUUCAAGAAAAAUGCCUGGCAACAUCCACAUCUCAGCCACUCAACCACCAGCCAUCACCCCACUGUUCUUGCAAGUUGGUAUGGGCAAAAGAGAAUACAGUGGAAACAUAGAACAAGAUGGUUUAUCUAUCCCUGUUACAUCGCUUCGGGACAGUAUGGUAAUGAUGCUGUACAAUGCAGACAGAGAAUUGAUAUCAAAAUCAGAGCUGAAGACAAAAGCGAUCCUGGAGUCAGGAACUAUGGAUGUUGUAUUUACUCUUGAUAGUGGAGGAAAAAUAAUUCUUCAGGUGCAGCUUGUACUCAACGAUGAUGACCGCAAGAGGAUCCAAGAAAUGAGAAACUCUGCAAUGAAAAGAAAACAGCAGGCACUACUUGGAGAUGGCUAUGAACUCAAUUUUCCAGACAGCCCAUUGUCUAAACGGCUCAUAGAGAAGAUCAACAUUCAAAGUAAAGGAGAUGGACGACCUAAGCUUCGGAAGAGUGUGUCGCUGGAUGAUUUGCAAGAGAGGGCCGUGUUCUCUGGAAUAAAUGUGGAUCCGCGGAUGAAGGCCUCAAGAAACUUGUUGCUGCAAAGGGGUGUUAGAAAUACUUCAAGGUUUGAAGAUCCCAGUAGCUCCAAGAAAGGAAACAGUAAACCAGAGAGCAAAUCAAGUAGUUCAGUGAAGAAGAUGAUAAGUGCCUUCGAGGGCACCUCUCCACAGGGUUUGUCUUCAGAUAUUGAUGCAUCACUGACCGAUUCAGGCAUUGGUAGUACGCAGGCAGGCAAAGCAAUAGUCCCUUUUGGUGAUAACAAAGGUUCAAAUUACAGGUCAGGAAAGACAGUUUUGUUCCAGCAUAAAAAAUCCAGUGCACCUGGACAAAUUGGGAUGUCAAGUCCAACUGAAAGAAGGAGCGGUAGGUCCAGUAGCGGUGACAGAGCAAACAAGCAGAAGCUAAGAGAAAAUGAGCUGAACAGAACUAAAAGGAGAUCCCAGGCAAAGCAUCGGCGCUCCAUUAUUGGCCCCUCCUAUUCGCUGGAGCGGAUGCAUUCAAGAGACUAUGUUGAGCACUCGUUGAACUAUUUGGUUGCGACAUCAAGCACCCGGAUACACCCACAUAUUUGUGUAACUACUGCGAGCAAGCAGCUGAAAGACCUCCUUGAGCUUGAACAUUGGAAGUCACAUGCGCACAUGAAACACACUGAUAAAAACCAAGAGAUCACAAGUGUCGAUGAAUCGAUUGCCUCUGCUCAAACUCGAAGUGGCGGUUUCCCUGUGCUGAAUGGGUGGUUGAUAAAUCAGGGAGUGCGUGGUGCCAUUGUGGUAAUAGCUUGUGGGGCUAUGUUCCUCAACAGCAGAUGAAAUAUUGCGUCAAGCUUCAAUGCUGCCAUGGUCCUAUCCUUUCUGUAUUGCAAGUAUCUAUACUCAGGAGGACCGAGGGCAAAGAUUUGCGUUCAGGGCUCAGCUUUGGUCGGACAACUAUCUUCCUGGCUGGAUAAGGUGGACUCUCUGGAGUAAAAUGCCUGGCACAUCAUUAAACUUGCGCCAAAUUCUUAACUGGAUCACUCAACUUGAAAACAGUACACAUUGCAUCAUCAAACUUGUAACAAGGUUCAACGUGUGAUGAGUAGUUAUUCCACAUAAGUAGGCUCAAUCCAUCGUGGCGAUGACACAAUAAGCUAUCUCAUCUUCAAAGUCCAUUGAUUUGAUUUCUAUGAGGGUGACA
Molecule: messenger RNA, 1883 nt
Organism: Panicum hallii
Lineage: Eukaryota; Viridiplantae; Streptophyta; Magnoliopsida; Poales; Poaceae
Exons: 10
Coding region: 191-1519 (442 amino acids)
Source: RefSeq, a predicted model, not a curated record